UCCCGCGCCUGUUCUUCCCUUCGCUCCCAGCCUUUGCUGGGCGCCAGAUCCGGCCUCGCCGUCCGGCUGCUGAACCCUGCGGCUUGUCACCCCCGGGGUCCCAGCCUCCGCGGGCUGGGGCCGCCGGCGCCGCGGCAGGACGGGGAGGCGGGCCAUGGCGUCCUGCGUGGGGAGCCGGACCCUGAGCAAGGACGAUGUGAACUACAAGAUGCAUUUCCGGAUGAUCAACGAGCAGCAAGUGGAGGACAUCACCAUUGACUUCUUCUACCGGCCUCACACCAUCACCCUGCUCAGUUUCACCAUCGUCAGCCUCAUGUAUUUCGCCUUCACCAGGGAUGACUCUGUUCCAGAAGACAACAUCUGGAGAGGCAUCCUCUCUGUUAUUUUCUUCUUUCUUAUCAUCAGUGUGUUAGCCUUCCCCAAUGGUCCAUUCACUCGACCUCAUCCAGCUUUAUGGCGUAUGGUUUUUGGACUCAGUGUGCUCUACUUCCUGUUCCUGGUAUUCCUACUUUUCCUGAAUUUCGAGCAGGUUAAAUCUAUAAUGUAUUGGCUAGAUCCAAAUCUUCGAUAUGCCACGAGGGAAGCAGAUAUCAUGGAGUAUGCUGUGAACUGCCAUGUUAUCACCUGGGAGAGGAUUAUCAGCCACUUUGAUAUAUUUGCAUUUGGACAUUUCUGGGGCUGGGCCAUGAAGGCCUUGUUGAUCCGUAGUUAUGGUCUCUGCUGGACAAUCAGUAUUACCUGGGAGCUAACUGAGCUUUUCUUCAUGCAUCUCCUGCCCAAUUUUGCUGAGUGCUGGUGGGAUCAAGUCAUUCUGGAUAUCCUGCUGUGCAAUGGUGGUGGCAUUUGGCUGGGCAUGGUCGUUUGCCGGUUUUUAGAGAUGAGGACUUACCACUGGGCAAGCUUCAAGGACAUUCAUACCACCACCGGGAAAAUCAAGAGAGCUGUACUGCAGUUCACUCCUGCUAGCUGGACCUACGUUCGAUGGUUUGACCCCAAAUCUUCUUUUCAGAGAGUGGCUGGAAUAUACCUUUUCAUGAUCAUCUGGCAGCUGACUGAGUUGAAUACCUUCUUCUUGAAGCAUAUCUUCGUGUUCCAAGCCAGCCAUCCAUUAAGUUGGGGUCGAAUUCUUUUUAUUGGUGGUAUCACGGCACCCACAGUGAGACAGUACUACGCUUAUCUCACCGACACACAGUGCAAACGCGUAGGAACACAGUGCUGGGUUUUUGGGGUCAUUGGUUUCCUGGAAGCUAUUGUUUGCAUAAAAUUUGGACAAGAUCUCUUCUCUAAGACCCAGAUACUCUACGUUGUGCUUUGGCUUCUCUGUGUGGCUUUCACCACUUUCCUGUGUCUGUACGGCAUGGUUUGGUACGCAGAGCACUACGGUCAUCGGGAAAAGACAUACUCAGAGUGUGAAGACAGCACCUACAGUCCAGACAUUUCCUGGUAUCACAGGAAAGGUACAAAAGGUUCUGAAGACAGCCCACCCAAACAUUCAGGCAACAACGAAAGCCAUUCUUCCAGGAGAAGGAAUCGACAUUCCAAGUCCAAAGUCACCAACGGAGUUGGAAAGAAAUGAAAGACCCUGGUUAAUCAAAGAUGUUCCAGAGAGUGCCUAGAACUGAGGGGGAAACGGAACUCGUGUGGACCUCCCUGUGAGGAGGUCAGACAUAAAGAGCAGACAGGAAGAGGCGAGGGAACUCUGGGGGUCAUUAUUUGAGAGAGUAAGUCUUGUUUUCCACAGCCCUGGCCACAUCAGGGUCCUUUGCCAAUUUUGGGUCUCUUCUAACUUGAGCACUUCUCAUGCAGUCACCACCGAUAGCAGUGCGAUGUGCUGGAGGUAAAAGGUAGCUACUUACCCACAGUUGCCAAGAGCAGCUCUGUGCUUGUUGUAUUGUGGACACAGCGUCAACAUCUGCAUUCAGGCAAGGCAUUAACCUGUCAGUUAGUGGACUGGUGGCCAGUUUUUAUUUUUAUGAAUCUGCUUUUCCAUUGGUUGAUUUGUUUAAGUUCAGGCCACUUUUCUGUCUUUUCUUAUGUUGGUGUUAUUUGGUUUUAAGUUAGGAUGCUUUUAAAAGCCUUCAGAAGCCACUCCUGAAGUUGAAACUGGGGGGAGGCUUCCCCUUCCUUCUAGAGGAGAAAGGGGACAGCUAUUGCGUUUCUGUUUAAUAACCUCAGCCCCCUUUUUAAAAGAACUUCAACCUUAUGGCAGGUGUGCACCGGUCAGAGGAAAGAGUAGCUGUCUGCAUAGGAAACUCACUUCAGACUGGAACCUUUCUUGUUCCCUUUCAAAUGUCAUUUGUCCAGACUUACCCACAGCGCACAAAAGUGAACCUGCUAGAGAGGCAGAGAACACCACGGCUUCUCCCCCAGUCAGGUGCCUUUUACAUUUGAUUUGUUUUCCUUCUGUGGUAUAUUGCCGACAUUGUCUUUGAGUCCCUUGUGAGGUGCUGGUGAGUAUUGCCUUUCAUCUGUGCCAUGCUCUACAACAUUUACCCUGACAGUUCACCACCUCUAAUGGAACCCUGUUUUAAAUAAAAUGAUUCACAUUAAAGCCUGUCAAA
Molecule: messenger RNA, 2561 nt
Organism: Carlito syrichta (Philippine tarsier)
Lineage: Eukaryota; Metazoa; Chordata; Mammalia; Primates; Tarsiidae
Gene: PTDSS1
Product: phosphatidylserine synthase 1
Exons: 13
Coding region: 155-1576 (473 amino acids)
Biological process (GO): phosphatidylserine biosynthetic process
Molecular function (GO): L-serine-phosphatidylethanolamine phosphatidyltransferase activity
Source: RefSeq, a predicted model, not a curated record